GAAACAAAAUGAAUCAACCAAAGUGAGUCACUCAAGCAUAAAGACUCCAGUGCCACUGUAUAUUAAACAUUGCACUAUUGCUACCUUGCAACCUGAUCCAGACUGCGGCUUUGAAUCUAACACUUGGCCAACCUGUGGAUCAAACAAGACACUUUGGUCCUCAUAUUCCUAUAUUCCCAGCGACAAUAGAGAUGGUUACUGUCCUUGAACUAGCUGUGUUGACAUCAAGCCAAAAUGUUUUAUGGGCCAUACGAAUGACAGUAAAUGAGCGAUAAGGAAUGUUGAAAACUAUGUUAGAGCAGUCAAUGUCUGUUCUGUGUGCUUGAAUAGCAGCUGACAUUAUCCUGGGUUUUAAGUGUUUUGAUGAAGUUCAUAUACCAACUAUUGAAGGUCUGAGAUAUUAUUCUCUGUUUGCCUUUGCAGUUUUCCGUCAACAGUACAUUACAUGAACUUAAAUACUUACUUCAUACAUUAAACUUCCGCCCCCCAACACUAGUUGGGGUACGAGUCUAUUAGAGAAUACUCACCUGAAUCACCUACAAAUGCAUUACUUCCCUAGCACCAGCUAGCCAUUCGCUGAAACUUCAUAAACUGCUAUGUGCCCUCCUCUGCCACACUACAACGUAUCAUUGCCGCCAUAAUUGUCCCCUUUCAAAAAUGUUCCAGUGUCAUAGCCAGAGUGGAGAGGACGGGAGGGAAUCUGUGAUUCGGGUAGGUAUUCCCUAGUAAACUAAUACCAUACUACUGUGGGGGGGAGUCUACUGUGUUCAGUACCUGAAUCACCUGCUAAUGCAGAAUAGCACUGUUUAUCGAAGGAGGGUUGGCAAGGACACACCAAUCUCAGGAUUGUAUGAUAAAUUCUGCUAAUGUGAUAGCAGAUCCAGGUUCAUACAAUUAAUAAUAUAAAUUGCACCUGAUCAAAGGGUACAUGGAAUCACACAUAAUAUAAAUUGUGAGAUCUAAAUGACACUCAGCCACAAAGGAUGCUAGAUAGAUGGACUUCUACAAAGUGGGGGUUGGGGGACUUUGGUAUUGCUGAUGUAAGAACUGCCCUGCUGUGGGUAGACUCUGUAAAAUACCUGCCACUGGACAGAGAGUAUACGUAGAAGGGAAUUUCCAACAUGCCACUUUGCAGAUGUCAGCAGUAGGCACACCCUUGAAAUAUGCCCAAAUGAGGCUAAUUUGUAUUUACAAAUUUGAUAGUGGCUAUUGCAGUGGGCAAUGGUGUUACGUGUCACUGGAAAAGGGGCUGAGUUGAAGUAAUAAAUAAUUUUCAAGUUCCGCGAUGGACAUACAGUAGGUGGCGAUAAACAUUCCCCCAGGCCCAGAGCUUCAAUGGUUGUGAUUUAAACUAAUGGGAACUGCUGCAAUAGCUAUUGCUACUUGAAGGCCCAAAUUAUAAAGAUGGAAGAAAAUCUGUAACGGUACUUAUAGAUGUAUCAGUUUGUGAUAAAGAUUGGUCUGUGCACCAAUAAUGAAACCCUGUGUCGAUUGUUGUAAAUCUCACCAUUGACAACCGCUGUUCUUGUGCAGCGGUGGCUGCUGCGUCGCUAUAAAGGCCUGUCAACUUGAAGGAUCAUUGCACAAGGGCCAGCAAGCCAGGUGGAAAAUCUCUGACUGUAAGUGUAGAAUCUUGGACUUUGGUUGGAAGAGGAUAUCAGCUUGUUUUGUAAGAAUAAGUGGUGGAUGGACGAGGGGUCUAGUAAGCUGAGGGUACUACAGUUGGCGUGGCCAAAACUGAGCAAUGAGAUUGAUGUAAGACAGCUCUUGCAAUAUCUUUGCCAGUACUUCUCAGGAGUUUUAUUUGUGGGAAGGCGAAUGGGGAAUGUAAACAUGUCAUUUCAACUGAUUGCCUACGCCUGUGGAUGGGGCAACCAGGAGCUGAAUACCGGACAGCCGAUAUUUCCUGUUGAUACGAACAGGUCAUUGCCAAGUCUGGCAAGUGUGGAAAAUACUGACUGGGUUACUUCUUGGUGAAGUGUCCACUCUGUGGGAAUAAUAAUAACAACAGCAAGACUAAUAUAGCACCAUUCCAUCUAGAUCAUGGCGCUACGCAACACAUGAUAAUGAGACUAUACUGGAAAAACAUGCCUUUUUAAGUGUUUCCUGAAUUAUAAUAUUGUGUCCUGCGACCUAAUGUUUGAUGGUAUUAUGUUCCAAAGCUUUGGGCCAGCAAUUAUGAAGGCUUUAUCUAUGGAGGUGUUUCUAGAUCUUGGGAUUGAGAGGAGUGUGGCAUCACAAUUGGAUUGAAGACCAGGUUGGGACACGUUGAGGUGUAUGAGGUCUUGACAGUAUCGAGGAGCUGUGCGAUGAAGACAUUUGAAGAUGAGAAGAGCCAUCUUGAAAUAAGAUUCUGUUAUGGACAGGAAGCCAAUGAAGUUCAGAGAAUACAAACAAGCUAUUUGGAACAUCCCACAAAGGCAGAGAGUGUGGAGAGGGACAAACGGAAGUAUUGGAAGAUGGCAGCUGACACCCUUAGGGCCAGUGGUGGAGAACCAAAGGACUUGCAGAAGAUUAGGAAAAAGUGGCAAGAUAUUGCAUGUGAUGACUGGAAGUACUACAGGGAAAGACAAACAAUGGAAGAGGACAAAUGCCAGUUUCAGCCAGCCUACAACAUGACACUGGCAUUGUGGAUAGAGAAGGAAACCUGCCCUGAGGCCACCGAAAUUCUGAACCAAGUGGCAGAAGCCGUCAGUCAUACUGAGGACCAUGUGGAUGUUGGGGAAGUAGUGGUUAUGAUGCAACAAGGUUGUGACCCUGAGUCACCAAAAGUGAAGAGGAGAAACUCCUCCACUGCAAGAGACAGCGACGUCAACUAUGACAAGUUUGGAGACAGAAAGAGAGAAGCUUGCUUUGGAGAGGAAAAGACUGUAAAUUCAGAAAGAGCAGCUGCAAGUCUUAAAGGAACUCAACACAAACCAUAAGUAGUUCUUCAAAUAGAAACCUGAAAUAAAUCACAGAACUGUAGGGCCAACUUAUAGCUACAACCUUCACAUACAUUCCAUAUAUAAUUAAAAUUUUUUGUUUGCUCAGCUUGUUUGCACAACUUAAUUUGAAAUAAACUGGAGUAAAACAGUGCAUACUCCCUUGGUUGACACUCACUUUCAAUACAACUUGUUCAAAUUUGGUUUCAUCAGCUGCCUAUGAGAACCCUUUCUUUUUGAGACUUUUGACAAAUUCACGUUAUUGAGGAAAGCUUCCCAAUUUUGUGUUACUCUCAAUUAAACUGGAAAAUAAACAUUCACUAAAACAAAAAGUUGGUUACCUUGUGUUUCAUUCUAGUUGUUUGAAUUUUAGUCUUUUGUAGUACUACGUGUACUAUUAGUAUGCAACAGUGUUGUAUUUGAGUCGAUUACAAGUCUUGUCACAAGUCUGUUCACAA
Messenger RNA from Acanthaster planci (crown-of-thorns starfish), 3382 nucleotides. RefSeq lists its product as uncharacterized. NCBI's taxonomy places the organism in Eukaryota, Metazoa, Echinodermata, Asteroidea, Valvatida, Acanthasteridae. The record is from RefSeq and is a predicted model, not a curated record.